UUGUUGUUUUUCCCUCCUUAAUCCAACAACACUGAUCGUGAAACCAUGAUUCACUUUGCUUCCUCUCCAAACCAAUUCCAAUUGCAAGUGCAGGAGGGAGGGAUUAUGCAUAAGAUUGUGAGAAGUUGGAGAUUCUUGAAUCCUCCACCAGUUCAUGCUGCAAUGGACACAGCUCUCUGCGUUGAAUCUCGGUAAUUCAUCCUGUAACCCAUUUCAGUUCAUUGAUUCUUCUCUGUUUGAUUGAUUUCUUAUUCACCAUUAUCAUUUGAUUCUGAGGUUGGUGCUGCUGCAAGCACAAAAUUGAAAAUUCUAGAUUUUGCUUCAUGUUGUCAAAAUCGCGCUUCAAACCGUAAAAGCGUACGAUUCUACGCUUCUGUCCGAUUUCACGAGUUUCAUUCACAUCAAAAUUCAUUUUGGGCUUCAACGGGUCGGGUUUUGCUAAAAGCUUGGAACUUCAUAAAAACCCUAGUUUCUUCACCUCUUUGAAACUGAAUCUAUCUCUCUCUCUCUGUGUUGUCUCAGCUCACAAGUUUGGUGGUUCUGCUUAACUGACUCCAUCAGGGGAAAAUGUCAUCAAGUGCUGGUUCUAGAGGGUCUAGUGGCUGUGGUGAUGGGGGUGGUGGAGGUGUUGUCCUUGGGAGUGGAGUAUCUAAGGUGCAGAAGAGUGCUUGUGGGAAUAGAAGGGCUAUGGGAUGGGGUAAUGAUGAUUCGGUUGGGGAUGCGAGAAAAUUUGAAUGUGAAUACUGUAAGAAGGUGAUAUUAGGAGGCAUUCCUGGAUUGAAGGGUCAUCUGGAAGCUGCACAUAAGGAAACUGGAGCUCAUAGGUUUGUUAGUUAUGAAUUUGAGCUGGGCAAGUGGGAAAUGGUGCCCUUAUUGCAAGAAAGAUGGAUAAAUGAGUUAGGGGAGGGUGAUGAAGGAGCAAGUAGCGAGGGUGGGAAAAGAAAGAGGAUGAAAGGGGUUGAUAGUCCUUCCACCAAUAUCAUAUUUAGGAAGAAUUUGAAGGGGGAUGCAUGCAAAACAAUUGCUUCGUUUUUCUACAACAAUGCUAUACCUUUCAGUGUGGCAAAGAGUGAUGAGUUCAAGGAAAUGGUUGACUUGAUUGCGCGACAUGGGAUAGGAUUUGAGCCACCGUCUGACCAUGAGAUUGGAGGUAAGUAUUUGGAGCAACAAGUUAUUUCCACCAAGAAGAUUGUCGAGGAACAUAAAAUCUUUUGGAAGAGAACAGGAUGCAGCAUAUUGAUUGAUGGGUGGACUGACCAGAAGAGGAGGACUGUUCUGAAAUUCUCGGUAAAUUGUCCUUAUGGAACCAUUUUUUUGAAGUCUAUUGAUGCAUUUGACAUAAAUAAAUCAGUUGACAAAGUCUUUAAGAUGAUGGAUGAUAUUGUUGAGGAGGUUGGGGAAGAAAAUGUUGUCCAAAUUGUCACUGACAAUAAUGCAAGUUACAAAGCAGCUGGAAAGAUGUUGAUGGAGAAAAGGAAGAAGCUAUAUUGGACACCUUGUGCUUCGCAUUGCAUCGAGUUAAUGUUCGAGGAUUUUGAGAAGAAGAUACCGCUUCACAAGGAGACAAUUGCACUUGGAAAAAAGAUUACAGCCUAUAUCUAUUCAAGGAAUGCUAUCAUUUCGUUGUUACAUCAAUUUAUUAGAGGAAAGGAUUUGGUUAGACCGGCCAUGACUCGUUUUGCCACAUCUUACUUGACUUUGGGUUGCUUGAAUGACAAAAAGGGGGCAUUGGUAAAGAUGUUCACAUGCAAGGAAUGGAAAUCCAGCCAGUUUGCAAAGACAAAGGAUGGAAAAUUUAUUGAAAAUCUGGUUGUAGAUGGGAGGCUUUGGAAGAAUAUCGGGAUUUGCCUAAGGGCAGCUCGUCCUCGACUCAAAGUGCUUCGUUUGGUGAAUUUAGAUGAGAAGCCAGCCAUGUGUUUUAUUUAUGAGGAAAUGCACCAGGCUAAGGAGAAGAUACAAAAGUCCUUCAAUGGUGUAAAAAAACGUUAUAUGCCUCUAUGGGACAUCAUAGAUGAAAGAUGGGACAACCAACUGCAUAUGCCUUUACGUGCUGCAGGCUACUACCUUAACCUGCAAAUACAUUAUAGUCCUAAAUUUAAAGCUGACUUUGAAGUCACACGUGGACUAUAUGAUUGCAUAGCAAGAAUGGGGGGAAAUGUUGAAGAAAGAAAUAAGAUUCAUAGUCAACUUGAAAAUUUCAACAAUCGAUCAAAUUAUUUUGGUAGUGAUCUUGCCAUUGGGCUGCUCAGGAAACAUACUCCAGGAACGUGGUGGGACUCUUUUGGAUUUGAGCAUCCAGAGCUCGAAAAAUUUGCUAUCCGUGUAACAAGCUUGACAUGCAGUUCGUAUGGUUGUGAGCGUAAUUGGAGUGCCUUUGAGAUGGUCCACUCAAAGAGAAGAAAUCGCUUGAAACAAAAGAAAUUGAAUGAUGUUGUUUUUGUGAUGGCUAAUUCAAAAUUGGCCAAGAAGAAGCAAGCUAGGUGGGUUGCUAGGCCCGCUAAUGAGCAUAACAUUGAUUAUCUUUCUUCAGAUGAUGAAUGGAUUGUGGAUAGUGAUGAAAAUUCAGAUAACUUUGAUUUGGAUACUCCAAAUGAACACAUUUUUGUUCAAAUUGGAGAGAAUGCUGGUCGUGUUGUUGGUGGCUCUAAAGAUGAUUUGGAGAUUCCUGAUUUUGAUGAUGACGAGGAUAAUGAUGAUGAGGAUAAUGAUGGAGAGGAUGACAUGGAAGAUGAUGACUAUGAUGGUCAUGACUUGAAAUAUCUGCUAGAUAUCUAGGUUCCAGAGUUGGGAUAUUUUCUUUUGGUGUUUCAAUUUUAUGUGUUGUCAAAAACUUCUGUUAUGUGACUUAUGGGUUGUAUGUGACCAGUGACCUUAUGAAUUUUCAAUUCAAGUUUAAUCAAAUAGUUAUUGCAAGUUAUUGGUCAUAAUCCCUUCUAUUAACAUGUUUCCCUGCCCUUCCUAUCUUAGGUAGGAUACCAAUUUUGACAAGCUUGAAUAUGGUCACCAAGUAAUACUAGAUUGAAGUUACCUA
Molecule: messenger RNA, 3031 nt
Organism: Lotus japonicus
Lineage: Eukaryota; Viridiplantae; Streptophyta; Magnoliopsida; Fabales; Fabaceae
Exons: 4
Coding region: 568-2775 (735 amino acids)
Molecular function (GO): protein dimerization activity
Source: RefSeq, a predicted model, not a curated record